Molecule: messenger RNA, 1291 nt
Organism: Selaginella moellendorffii
Lineage: Eukaryota; Viridiplantae; Streptophyta; Lycopodiopsida; Selaginellales; Selaginellaceae
Product: porphobilinogen deaminase, chloroplastic
Exons: 5
Coding region: 30-1091 (353 amino acids)
Biological process (GO): heme biosynthetic process
Cellular component (GO): cytoplasm
Molecular function (GO): hydroxymethylbilane synthase activity
Source: RefSeq, a predicted model, not a curated record
CCUUCCUUUUAUCCCCUUAAGCGCGAGCUAUGGCCGCUGUGGCGCGCCCGCCAUUGCUCUUGGAUUUGCAGGGCGAUCGCGCCGCCAGGGGGAGGAAGAGUGGUGCCAGGCAUGGGAUUACGGUGAGGGCGGCGGUGGCGAGCACAGAUGUGGCGGUCAUCCGGAUUGGAACGCGCGGAAGCCCGCUGGCGCUGGCACAGGCGUACCAGACGCGAGAUCUGCUCAAGGGCGCGCAUCCGGAGCUCGCCGAGGAUGGCGCGCUGGAAAUCGUGAUUAUCAAGACGACCGGGGAUAAGAUUCUCAACCAGCCACUCGCGGACAUUGGUGGGAAGGGACUCUUCACCAAAGAGAUUGACGAUGCGCUGCUCGACAACAGGAUCGACAUUGCGGUUCACUCGAUGAAGGAUGUGCCGACGUAUCUCCCGCAAGGGACCAUUCUUCCUUGCAACCUGCGAAGGGAGGACGCUAGAGAUGCUUUCAUCAGUCUCAAAGCAAAGUCGCUGGCUGAAUUGCCGCCGGGAAGCGUCGUCGGGACUGCAUCGCUGCGAAGAAAGUCGCAAAUUCUCAAGAGGUAUCCUCAUCUCCAGGUUGACACGAACUUUAGAGGCAACGUCCAAACCCGGCUUAAGAAGCUCCAAGAGGGAAUCGUGACUGCGACGCUCUUGGCAUUGGCUGGCCUCAAGCGCUUGAACAUGACGGAGCACGUCACUGGUGUGCUUCCCAUGGACGAGAUGCUUCCGGCCAUUGCGCAGGGAGCCAUUGGAAUUGCUUGCAGACAAGGCGAUGAGAAAAUGGAGAGAUAUCUGGCUUCACUCAACCACGAAGAGACGAGACUGGCCGUUUCGUGCGAGAGAGCCUUUCUGGAAAUGCUGGACGGCUCAUGCCGGACUCCAAUUGCUGGAUACGCACACAGGGACAAGCUCACGGACGAGUGCAAGUUCCGGGGACUCGUUGCAUCACCUGACGGCACCCAAGUGCUGGAGACAACUCGGAGUGGGCAAUACAAUUUUGACGAGAUGGUGGCCAUGGGGAAAGACGCUGCCAAAGAGCUGCUUUCGAAAUCAGGCCCCUCGCUUCUUAACUGGUCUUGAAGUCUGGUUUCCAUCUAUGCACUUCGUUUCGAAGAACCAGUGAUGGACCGAGGAAGUGAUUCUAUUGACAAGAGGUGUAAAUUAUAUGCAAGUUUUGUGCUGCCACUUACAUUAUCAAGACUCACACGGAAUCUUGUCCAAAGCUGAGUGUUUUCUUGUACGGUCAGUCCUCCUUUGAGAAAGAUAAGUUUUAAAAGUUA